AUGGGUAUAAUAACCUUAACACAUGAUGAUAAUGAUGAUGGAGAAUCAUGUUAUCAUUGGGGUACACGUAAGAUUGAGAAUAGAUUCUGGUGUAAUGGUAUAGAUCUAAAAUGGUUAAGUAUACAUGGUAGGAUUAAUGAGUUCAUUACACAACUACAACAGAUUAUGAGUGAUAUACUUACAUUGCCAAUACCCACUAUAGCCAUCAUUAAUGGACAUGCUACAGCUAAAGAUGCCCUUAGGGUUGGUAUCAUUGAUUAUAUAUUGCCUAAUUAUGAUCUCAAUAUGACCACUACCUUCAUUACGGAAGGUGAUGGUGGUCAUGCUGUACCUAUCCAUAAUAUUACUGGUAUAUCAUACAUUUAUUAUCUAUUAUCCAAUAACAUACUACAACAACAAGAACAGUCCAUAGCUCAUAUUAUAUUCGUACUACUAAUGCAACAACAACAUCAAUAG
Messenger RNA from Perkinsus marinus ATCC 50983, 456 nucleotides. RefSeq lists its product as hypothetical. Lineage: Eukaryota; Perkinsozoa; Perkinsida; Perkinsidae. The transcript is spliced from 6 exons. The record is from RefSeq and is a predicted model, not a curated record. Bases 1 to 456 code for a protein of 151 amino acids.